AGUCUCCGGCGCCGCCACCCUGAUCUCGACGAGAGGGGCUUGCAAGCUCUACAGGAUGCACUAGAUAGCCUAAAUAGACGUGAUGCGUUACCUGAAGUGCGCGCUUGGCUCGAUGCGGGAGGAGAUCCAAACGCGCUUUUAGGGUCGUAUGGACCUACACCCAAAAGCAUACUAUCAGUCGCUCUGGCGUAUGGCCGUGUCGAGUCGGUCCGCCUCCUCCUGGCGCGCGGAGCGCUCGUGGAGGAUAGGCACUUCUCCGACGCGAUGCACGGCUGUUCACCUGAGCAGAGGGCGCUGCCGAUCAUGAAACUGCUCGUAAGUGCCGGGGCGGACGUGAACAAGCCCCGAGGCGGUGGCUUAUGCGCGGGAGUCUCGCCUCUCAUGUUUUCUGUCACCAUGAAGAAAUACAACGUCGCGAAGUACCUCUUGAGUCAAGGCGCGGAUGUCAAUUACGUCGCUCCGGACGAGACGUGGCGUGCGGACGCUUUGGCCCGUGCACAUUACAACGCCAAUAACCCAAAUUGGGAGGGCUAUGAAUCUCGUGCUCGUGAAUCCGAUGUCGACAUCGAGUUCUACCACUUUCUUCGGAGUGUGGUGGACGCCGGCAGCUGGAAGUUUUACGUGAGGGCGCCGCGAGUAUCUCUCGUCGUGCUCCGUCGCUUGUGCGAGAAGGAACGCGCGCGCCCGCCACCGGAGCUCGCUCGCCUCUUCACGCUGGACAAGUUCAUAUUCUGGCGCGUGCUGUCGUUCUGGCGGAAUGACCGCGACCUGCCGCAUCACAUCACGACACGCGAUACGACGGCGCCUCCCUAG
Messenger RNA from Pelagomonas calceolata, 813 nucleotides. Lineage: Eukaryota; Pelagophyceae; Pelagomonadales; Pelagomonadaceae. The record is from the annotation of a GenBank genome assembly.